AUGAGUGCUCUACUGGAGACCUCACUGGGUGAUAUCGUCAUUGAUCUUUUAGUUGACGAGUCACCCAAAGCUUGUGAGAACUUUCUCAAGCUCUGCAAACUCAAGUACUACAAUUUCUCCCCCGUCCACAGCGUCCAGAAGAACUUCUCCUUCCAAACCGGCGACCCGCUUGGUCCUGACGCCCCCGAAAGCGAUGGCGGAUCCUCGAUCUGGGGUUUACUGGACGGCCCCUCUAAGCGCACCUUUCCAAUCGACCUGCCGAAACUCAAGCACACUGAGCGCGGAACGGUGAGUAUGGCAACCGUUCCAGCCACCAACGAUCCCGACCAACGCCUGGCCGCCAGCCAGUUCCUAAUUACCUUGGGUGACAAUCUGGACUACCUGGAUGGAAAGGCGGCUAUUUUUGGUAAAGUCGUCGAAGGGUUUGAUGUGUUGGAGAAAAUAAAUGAUUCGUUCAUCGAUGAUCGAGGUCGACCCUUGAAGGAUAUUCGUAUCCGCCACACUGUCGUUCUGGAUGAUCCCUUUGAUGAUCCAUCUGGGCUGGUCGAGCCGCCUGAGAGCCCCCUGCCAUCUAAAGCGCAGCUGGCGACGGUGCGGAUCGCGGACGAUGAAGAAUUGGAUGACGAUAUGGAUGAGGAUGCCAUGGAGAAGUUGCGCCGGGAACGCGAAGCCCGUGCACAGGCCUUGACCUUGGAGAUGGUGGGAGAUCUGCCGUUCGCAGAUGUCAAGCCCCCGGAGAAUAUUCUCUUUGUGUGCAAAUUGAAUCCCGUGACUCAAGGUAUGUCUACACUGAGAUCUUGGUUGGAGUUCUACGCUCACUAUGUUUUAGAUGAGGACCUACAAUUGAUCUUUAGUCGAUUUGGUGUCAUUCUAUCCUGCGAGGUCAUCCGGGACAAGCGUACUGGGGACAGUCUGCAGUACGCGUUUAUUGAGUUCGACAAUCAGAAAGACUGCGAACAAGCCUACUUUAAGAUGCAGGGUGUACUCAUUGAUGACCAUCGAAUCCAUGUCGAUUUCUCUCAAAGUGUUUCCAAAUUGUCCGACAGCUGGCGCAACUCCACCAUCACCAAGCGCAGGCAGCGAGGCGGAUUCGGUGGUGUCGCUGAUCUUGAAAAGAAGCGUCAGUACCGAGUGCCAGACGACUAUCGGGCUGAUGGGCCUAAUGAUAGUUACAAUAUGGUCUUUGAUAAAAACAAGCGUCAAGUUCAACCAGAUCGGCAAUCUGGGCCGCCUGACUCUCGUGAGCAUCGUCGCAGUCCCCCAAGAGAUUCAUACCGGGAUCGACGAGAUCAAGACCGACCUCGUCGGCGAUCUCCUAGUCGAAGCCCUGGACCAAGAGAUCGUCGAGACCGUGAUCGCUACCGUGACCAUCGUGGACGAGAUGAUCGUGGACGAGAUGAUCGGUAUGAUCGUCGCCGAUGA
Molecule: messenger RNA, 1422 nt
Organism: Penicillium odoratum
Lineage: Eukaryota; Fungi; Ascomycota; Eurotiomycetes; Eurotiales; Aspergillaceae
Product: PPIL4 family peptidylprolyl isomerase
Exons: 3
Coding region: 1-1422 (473 amino acids)
Biological process (GO): protein peptidyl-prolyl isomerization
Cellular component (GO): nucleus
Molecular function (GO): peptidyl-prolyl cis-trans isomerase activity; RNA binding
Source: RefSeq, a predicted model, not a curated record